Molecule: messenger RNA, 468 nt
Organism: Gaeumannomyces tritici R3-111a-1
Lineage: Eukaryota; Fungi; Ascomycota; Sordariomycetes; Magnaporthales; Magnaporthaceae
Exons: 2
Coding region: 1-468 (155 amino acids)
Source: RefSeq, a predicted model, not a curated record
AUGGCGCUCGCAGGUGAUCGGUUCCCCUCCCCCUCCCUCUCGUCGGCCACUGGGACGGAGCAGAGCAGAUGCAAGGUACGGGGCCAAAAAAAGAAGUCGGGAGAGAAGGAGGGUGCUGAGGGCGAGAGCUUGGUUGGCCAAGCAGAAAAUCACGGCGCAACGCCCAUCAUCGAUCACCUUGCAGCCGCGCACCCACUCCGCGACUCUGCGCGCUCGAGAUCUGCCUGCUCUGUCGGCCCAACCAUGGGACAGACUACCGGAUUCGGAUGGGGGGCCGAAAAGCGCGACAGAUGUGAUUCCAGAGCGGCGUUUCGCGUCUGCCCGCAGCGCUGCUUUGAUGGCACAGGCCGAGACGAAGGCGAUCCCCAUCUAGGCACAGCCGGCGAACGAAACAAGCGGUCCCAUCUCUUGGUGUGCCCGCAGUGCCUCGAAGAGAAGCAGGAGCGUUUCCACAGCUGCUUCCAAUAA